Heterostelium album PN500 is the source of this 918-nucleotide messenger RNA. RefSeq lists its product as uncharacterized. Lineage: Eukaryota; Evosea; Eumycetozoa; Acytosteliales; Acytosteliaceae. Bases 1 to 918 code for a protein of 305 amino acids. The record is from RefSeq and is a predicted model, not a curated record. The transcript has 3 exons.
AUGGAUCCUAUAGAAAACUUUAAUAAUAAUUCAACAAAGAAAAUAGGAUUACAAGAUUAUAGUGAUUUAUAUUAUAAUGUUUCAUUAAAUGGAAAGAACGAAGGAGAAUUAGAUUAUUAUACAAUCAAUAAUAAAUCAGAUGUCUUUGAAAAUGAAUUAGAUAAAAAUAAUACUUUGUUUAUACACCAAAACAAUAUUAAUGGUGAAUUUCUAAAUAAUAAUAAUACAAAUUCUUUAGUUAGUAUCAUUGAUAGUUUCGAAAUUCAAACCAACAAUGCAACAUCAAAGAUUGAAAAUCUAGCACUAAAUAGUCCAGACCCAACAAAAGUUGGAAAUAAAGUGGAGGAAAAUAAAGAAGGAACUAAAUUAAAUAAAAGAAUAAAGAAACUUAAAAGAGAAAUAAAAUUAAGACAAAAGUUAUUGGAUAAAGCAGUUUCAAAGAAAAAGGAUGUAAAAGUAAUUUCCAACAAUGAAGAUAAUAUAGGUAAUGGAUUGUUACCUCUGCCCUCAAAGAAUAUAUUAUCCUAUUCAAUGCCAAUGGUGUUCCCAUCAAGUGAACCAAAAGUAAUUAGUGAACAAUAUGUAAGUUUAAAUCAAUCUGCACCUGUUGUAUUCAGUCCAACGGGAUUAUCAAAUCAGCAUACAGUUCUUCCUUUAUCUCCAUUGAUUACAAUUCAAUCAAUGUCAAAUGUCCAGAAUUUUAGUCCAAAAACUAAACAAGGAUUAUUGCCAAAUCCUUAUAUCAAUAGAGUCCAACCUAUCUAUCCUUAUUAUUCACCAUACCAAAAUCAUAGAUCUGUUAAUACUUUCUCACAACAACAUCAUUACCACCAUAAUUAUCAAAUGCAAAAGAUUCAACAACAGCAGCAGCUGACACAACAUAUAGCAAGCCAAAGAAUUGACUACCAAAAGAAAUAA